This is a messenger RNA of Saprolegnia parasitica CBS 223.65, 1009 nucleotides long. RefSeq lists its product as hypothetical. Gene Ontology annotation, molecular function: RNA binding. The record is from RefSeq and is a predicted model, not a curated record. The transcript is spliced from 3 exons. Gene Ontology annotation, biological process: mRNA splicing, via spliceosome. The coding region runs from base 1 to 966 and encodes 321 amino acids. NCBI's taxonomy places the organism in Eukaryota, Oomycota, Saprolegniomycetes, Saprolegniales, Saprolegniaceae. Gene Ontology annotation, cellular component: U2-type spliceosomal complex; RES complex.
AUGGCGUCCAAGAUGGCGGCGCUGCAGCGCUACAUGGCCGGUGGGGACAAGGAAGAGAAGAAGAAGAAGCGCAAGGCGAAGAGCUCGCAUGUGGGCAUGCGCGUGAUCGACGACGAUGACGACUGGCGCGAGCUUGCGCCAAAGGGCAAGAAGACCGACUUGUGGCAGAACGAGACAGGCGAGGUGGAUGAAGACUUGCCGAUGGUCGUCGACACGGACUACGACCCGGAGAAUCAGCCCGUCGUCACCAACGCCGACGAGUUCUUCGAGCGCGAGCGCGCAGAAGAGCUCGAGCAGCAGUGGCAAGUGGACGAAGCCAACGCCCGUCGCGCCAAGGCAGCAGAGCCCGAUGCAUCGCCUCCGCGCAAAGCGACGACGCAUCACCACCCCGGCGUCGUCCAGCGGACCGCGGCGAUGCAUCGCCUCCGCGCCGGUCCCGAUUCAGCCAAGUCGCCUCACCCCCUCCGCGAUCUCGCCAGGAUGCGUCUCCUCCGCGCCAGCAACGCGAAGAUGCUUCACCGCCUCGCCGAUCCCGUCAAGAUGCGUCUCCUCCGCGCCGGCAACGCGAGUCUUCGUCGUCGCAGCGCGACGCUUCGCCGCCUCGUGCCUCCAAGCGCGAGAGUGCACCGUCAUCGCCGCCACCGCAAGAUGCCUCGCCUCCGCGCCGCCGUUCGGAUCAUCGUCGACGGGAUGCCUCCCCCUCGCCUCGACGCCGACGUUCGAGAAGCAAGCGCCGGUCCCGAUCCGCGUCGCCCCGUCGACGACGAAGCCGCGACCGGUCGCCCCGCCGUAGUCGUCGCAGCCGAGACCGGUCGCCGUCCCCUCGUCGUCACCGGCGUGACAGCCCGUCGCCACGCCGUGACCACCGGGGCUCGGGUCGGUCUCGCAGCCCUCGCCCUCGCCGAUCCCGCAGCCCUCGCCGAUCCCACAGCCCUCGCCGAUCCCACGCACAGUCGCCACCUCUAGUGGCGCCUCGGACCGAGAUCAACGACGAUGCGGACGAUGCGCC